CUGGUGCUAAGUCUUAACCGCCGGGUGCGCCACGGCAGCACCGACGGACGAUGGUGGAACUGUGCGCAUUCAAGACGUCCGAGUUCCAUAGCUGGUGGGUUGAAGAAAUGAAUGGCGGGUAUCAGUUGUACUUGAGCGUGCUCCUGCUCUUCUUCUCCCUUGUGAUUGCCAUGCCGAUGGCGCGAUUGAUCUUUUUCCUGCUGCGCUCGCUUACGCCGGAGCGAUGGAAGUGGCCUGGCGAAGCACAAGCCAUGAUAUUAUGGGAAACGUACUGGCUGCUCCGUGUUGGACUAUUUUGCGCCGCGCUACACGCUGUUCGUUUCACGAAGCUUCUGUGUCAGUGGCCUCUGUGGAUUUUUGGCGUUCCGCUGUUGCUGUGGCUCAACAAAGCUGGCGACGUCAUUCGCGAAGUUGCCGUGCGACGGGGAUCUGCGAAGACUCUUCUCUUCGAAAUAACGACGGUCGUCAAGAUCUUGGUUCUCUGCAUGACGUUCUACUUCCUGUAUAUCCUCGUAUUCCCUGGGAUAGCCGACGACAUCUUGAGGGGAUUUUACACCGGCGUGUGCGUCCUCUUUGGUUUGGCUUUGGUUCCUGUGGUUCGCAACAUUUCGGGAUCGCAGCUCCUUGUGUUUAAUCACUCUACGAUCACGGAUGACCAAGCCACGUACGCCGAAACCCAUCACAAGCGCCACGUUCAUUUUGACCAGACUCCCGUCGGCGCACUCCAAGAUACACCACUCGGAUACGUCUUGACGACGUGCGACGCGUUCUCGAAAAUCUAUGUUCCUGCAGGUCGUUCGAUGGAGUCGCCCAUGGUGUUGUUCGAAGAAACAAUGGCAAUGCCGUGGUGGCCGCUCCGGCUGCAUGUUGAUUUGCCGGCAUCGACCCCAACACUCCAAGUGCGGCGUUUGAUUCAGGCCGUGGAUGCAGUGUUGAACAAUCCCGACCGAGUCCAUGGUUGCACCCAGUACACUGGAGCUGUGGCGGCUUCGACGCCGACUCACCAGCAGCCCAACCCAGAUCUACACAGCAAGCUCAGUGUGAUAUUCAAGAGUCCUGCUGCUGCGGCGGCAUCGAUAGACUGCCGCCGUGCUGCCCAGGAAGAAAAACCCGAGCGAACGUGGAGUGUCCACGUCGAAAAUCGAUGGCGGGUGCAUGUGCACGGUCAUGUUUUUGCAGGGAGUUUUCCCGUCUACCGGCAAGCGUUGUCCGAGGUCGUGCAAGUCGUGAUGGGCGUCGUAAGCGGCCACGGGUUCGAUGGCGGGAUGGCAUCGCUGUCCUGAUAGCUCUGUUUUGUGCUGAAACAACUUUGCAAGCCCGAAGUUUUUAUGAGUCAACAAUGUAAACCUUCCAAGAAGCAAUUCUUCGCCGCAGCGCACGCUUAUAUUCAGGGCCAAACAAAAACACCCCCUUCGAGAAUUCGCUGAGGGUUGCAGCCGAUUUCUGGACUGUCUCACCUCGCGAGCGGCGUGGCAAAACUUGUCGUUUGUCUGUCUCUUCAACUACGGCGGCAUGUUCAUCGUGUCGACUAACAACUUUUUGGUAGAGCUCCCAACCAAGAAGCCGCGACCUUUAGGAACCCCGACUACGGCAUCGUGCCCUUCAUGGCCGCUCGAUUCCUGGACGAACUCGCCCCCCACGACGAUACGCUCGCCAACACUUCGGCGAAUCGCACGGAAAUUGCGUUGGUCUGCGGUAGUAGUGUGAUCGCCGCCAUGUUUAAUUGUGUGGACAAGGAUGGCAAUACUACAGGGAACGACGGAAAUCCUU
Molecule: messenger RNA, 1770 nt
Organism: Aphanomyces invadans
Lineage: Eukaryota; Oomycota; Saprolegniomycetes; Saprolegniales; Verrucalvaceae
Exons: 7
Coding region: 51-1283 (410 amino acids)
Source: RefSeq, a predicted model, not a curated record